Messenger RNA from Closterium sp. Yama58-4, 879 nucleotides. Lineage: Eukaryota; Viridiplantae; Streptophyta; Zygnematophyceae; Desmidiales; Closteriaceae. The record is from the annotation of a GenBank genome assembly.
AUGGGAACUUUCGAGGGCCAUCUGCUUCCCGGAGCCGCCUUCCUGCUACUCGGCUCGUGGCAGCAGUUCAACGUCCUGCGAGCCUUUUUCAAGCACCCUGGCAGCUUCCAAUCGCGUGCAUGGUUCCCAACAGCCACCACAGGCGUCAGGCGCUACAUGGAGCUGAUCUUCAUCGCACUGGGCGCCACAGCCUCAAUACUCAUCACGCUGCCAUCUCCCUCAUUCUUCCUCCUCCACGCCCUCACCUGCCUUCUCUGUGACCUUCUCCCGGGCCUCCCCCCAUACCUGGCACACUUAGUGGGUGCUUCGGCUCUGGCUCAGGAAUUUCUGCUUUUCCACUUCCACUCAGCAGACCACAUGGGCUUGGAAGGCCAUUACCACGUGCUGCUGAGAAUCCCCAUCGCUAUCGGGGCAAUCUGCGCGGCGCUUGAGAUUGCGCACCCCACAUCCUUCAUGCUCUCGCUUGUACGCGCUAUGAGCUUUCAGCUGCAGGGAGGGGUGUUUAUCCAAAUCGCGCUGUGCAUAUGGGUGCCCUCCCUGGUGCCCCUUCACUGCGUGCGCGAUGUGGUUGUCAACACGGUUGCAUGCGAGAGCGAGGUGUGGCACAGCAGGGCCGAGGCCCUUGCCACUCUGCAAUUCACAUGGUGGAGUGCAGCUGUUGUGCUGAGCACACUCAUUGCCACUAUCCUCGCCAAAAAGGCCUUUCAAGACACCUCGGAAGGGGUGUAUUCCAUUGUCGUGAGGGCACAGAAGGCUGAUAUCCCAAGGGACAUUGAAAUGGCAGACUCCAAACCACUGUUAGACACUCCUUCAUCUGACGAGGAAGUUCUGAAGGGAGAGCCAUUCGCAGGCGCUGUAAAAGCGUGUGCGGGUGGAUAA